Messenger RNA from Mastomys coucha (southern multimammate mouse), 579 nucleotides. RefSeq names its product taste receptor type 2 member 123-like. The transcript has a single exon. Gene Ontology annotation, cellular component: membrane. Gene Ontology annotation, biological process: sensory perception of taste; G protein-coupled receptor signaling pathway; detection of chemical stimulus involved in sensory perception of bitter taste. NCBI's taxonomy places the organism in Eukaryota, Metazoa, Chordata, Mammalia, Rodentia, Muridae. The record is from RefSeq and is a predicted model, not a curated record. The annotation marks the transcript as partial. Gene Ontology annotation, molecular function: bitter taste receptor activity; G protein-coupled receptor activity.
UGGAUUAAACAGAGAAUUCAUAAGGUGCUUCUGGCUAUUGUCCUAGGUAGAAUAAUCUAUUUCACUUUAUUCCUCAUUUUCAUGAAAAUGAUAGCUAAUGAUUUUAACUAUAAUUGGACAAAAUUGGAACAAAACACAACAUUCACUUUUUUAGGUACUCUAAAUGCCUUCUUAGUCUACCAUAGCCUCUAUAAGGUGAUUCUCAUUUUCUUUUUUGUAGUGUCUCUGACAUCAUUACUUCUUUUAAUCUUCUCUUUAUGGAGACACCUUAGGAGGAUGAAACUACAGGGCAUACAUACCAAAGACUCAAGCACAGAAGCACAUUUAAGAGCUAUGAAAACUAUAAUGUCAUUCCUCUUGUUCUUCAUCAUAUAUUAUAUUAGCAACACUUCACUUAUUUUGUCAAACUUCAUUUUUGACAAUGUAGUUGCACAAACUUUCUCUUAUAUCCUAACAUUUCUGUAUUUAUCUAUUCAUCCUUUUCUUCUGGUUUUAUGGAACAACAAUUUGAAGCGGGCAUUUAAGUACGUAUUGACAAAGCUUCUGUGUCAUAAUAGAGGUUAUCCUUUGUUUGAGUAA